Messenger RNA from Penicillium pulvis, 1365 nucleotides. RefSeq lists its product as uncharacterized. The record is from RefSeq and is a predicted model, not a curated record. Bases 1 to 1365 code for a protein of 454 amino acids. The transcript has a single exon. NCBI's taxonomy places the organism in Eukaryota, Fungi, Ascomycota, Eurotiomycetes, Eurotiales, Aspergillaceae.
AUGCCGUGGACGCAAAAAGAAGACUACUGGGAAGCCCCCCUAGACGUACAUGAACAAUUCUUCAACCAAAUAAAAAAUCUCACAAUCCCUACCGGCCGCGAAAACUGGAUGAUAUUGCUCAGCGCAGAACUAUCCUUUCCACCGGAAUUCGACCUCACAUCCCAACUCCGCAAAGCAUGGAAAGCAAUUCGAUUCCGACACCCGGGUAUCGCGUCCGAAAUUGACCCAAGCGGCCAGAAUAAGCGGUACUACCCCAUUCGCGAUGAAAGGGCACUAGAGUAUUGGGCUGCCACCACGUUCCUCGUGGUAGAAGAUAUACCAUCGGCAUAUGAGCUCCUUCAUGGCGGAAUCGUUCGAAUCGCACCACCACAAGCAACAUGCUAUUGGAUCCCAAAGAGCAACGAACUGGCACUUCUGUCUUCGCAUUGGCGCUGGGAUGCACAUGGAUCAUUGUGGCUGAUGCACGAUCUACUCUCGGAACUGGCGAGUCCAUCUCCAGUCUUUACCUUCACAGGACAAGAAGCGCGUAACCUAGCUCCAUCACUCGAUGAGGUGGUAGGUAUGCCUGAGAUGGAAGACUGGGAUCCAAACUGGGAAGUACAAGCGGCAGCACUGCACGCCGAUGCUGUGACUAGUGAUGGGACACCGGCGUUCACGAUGAGAGAAUACCCGCAGAUGUCUCCAGGCAAUACAGCCAGAAGCGAGAUAGUAUUCUCAGUCGCAGAGACGAGCGCUGUACUAGCUGUGAUCCGUGCACGUGGCUUGACUGUAACACCAGUCAUCAACGCCUCUGUGAUUGAAGAAGCGGUGUGUUGGAAUCCGAAGUCGGAUGCAUCGCGCUUUAUCUCUUAUGGGAUCUUUGAUCUGAGGAAGUAUUGCCCACCACCGAGUAAUGGGUCGACUGAGGCGGUUUCACAUCGGGUGCUUGGAUUACCCUUGAAUGUGCCGACACGUGCAUCGUGGGUCGAGUUGGUCAGGAUAUUGAAAGAGUACUAUGGACGGUCUUGGACGGAUGAGAGCGAUGCACUCUUUGUGCGAAGGGUUUUUGUUGAGCAGGUAUUAAGGAAGAUGGAAGAUCCAGGUGUUCAGCAUCCUGUUGUGUCGGAGCCGUACUUUAACAGUCUUGGGGUUGUGGAGGGGUAUUUGGGGCACAGGUAUGGAGAUGUGGAGGUGAAGUCUGUCGGGUUCAAUGACACGAAUAUUACGGCUGCAUUGGUUAUUCAUUGCUUUACCUGGAGGGGAAAGCUGCAUCUUAGUUUGGGAUAUAAUGAGGUUUUUCACGAGGCCGGAUUUGUGGAGGAGUAUCUAUUGGCUGUGAAGAACAAUGUUUUCGCAAAUCUGGGGUUGACGAUUAGCGAGCAUUAG